Labrus bergylta (ballan wrasse) is the source of this 1198-nucleotide messenger RNA. RefSeq names its product glutathione S-transferase A. Gene Ontology annotation, molecular function: glutathione transferase activity. Gene Ontology annotation, biological process: glutathione metabolic process. Lineage: Eukaryota; Metazoa; Chordata; Actinopteri; Labriformes; Labridae. The record is from RefSeq and is a predicted model, not a curated record.
AAAUCCAUUUUAUUCAGGUCGAGUCAGUCUAUCUGGUGGCAGUGUCCGUGACGGUGACGUUUCAGGCUCCAAAAUCCCAAAACCAUGGCCCAGGACAUGACUCUGCUGUGGGGCUCCGGCUCUCCUCCCUGCUGGAGGGUGAUGAUCGCUCUGGAGGAGAAGGACCUGCAGGGAUACAACCAGAAACUGCUCUCCUUUGAGAAAAAUGAGCAUAAGUCCCAAGAAGUGUUAGAUUUAAAUCCAAGGGGACAGCUUCCCACCUUCAAACAUGGUGACAUCAUUGUGAAUGAAUCCUAUGCAGCCUGCUUUUACCUGGAGAGUCAGUUUAAGUCCCAGGGCAACAAGCUGAUCCCAGACAGCCAGACAGAGCAAGCACUGAUGUACCAACGCAUGUUUGAGGGUUCCACCUUCUACGACAAACUCAAUACAGUCAUUUACUAUGAGUGGUACGUCCCUGAGGGAGAGAGACAUGACUCUGCCCUGACGAGAAACAAGGAGGCUCUAACCACUGAGCUGAAGCUCUGGGAGGGUUACCUGCAGAAGCUGGGCUCCAACACUUGCCUGGCUGGACCGACCUUCUCUCUGGCAGAUGUGAUCGUGUUUCCGACUGUGGCCACCCUUUUCAGAUUUGGGAUGUCUGCGGAGCGUUACCCCAACUUGGGAGCGUAUUAUGCUCUGCUGAAGGAGCGGCCCAGCAUCAAAGCCAGCUGGCCUCCACACUGGCUGGAGAACCCCAAGGGCCAAGACACACUCAAAGACAUCUGAGGCCCCCGGAAACAGUUCGCUGUCACGUCCGCCUGUAGCGUUUUUGGUUUAUGUAGCUUAACUUCACAGUUUGUAGAAUGUAGAACACUAACCCUUUACUUGUCCGGCUUUAAAAAGGGAAGAAAGUGUCAAGAACGGAAAUGUGUUCUCAAAGUAUUACAGUUGUAAAAGAAUAAUUAAUUUUUUGUCAGGCUAACUUUAAAUCCUUUUUUUUUCUCUUUCACAGCUGCGUGUUUCUGUCCAAUCUUUACAUCAGAAAUCAGUCGAUUUACAAAUUAAAAUGUGCAGAGUGUAGUGUUUGCAGGGUAACAAGCAUAGGCUGCAGGAAAAUGUCACAUUAUAAUACUGUAAACAUUGCACCUUUUUGUUGAACAGAUAAAUGGCAUGUGUAACGAACAAAUCCCUGUUGACUAAUAAAUGCAUUAAAACAGCA